This is a messenger RNA of Callorhinchus milii (elephant shark), 1333 nucleotides long. Its product is annotated as glutamate-rich protein 1. The coding region runs from base 97 to 1047 and encodes 316 amino acids. The record is from RefSeq and is a predicted model, not a curated record. The transcript is spliced from 6 exons. NCBI's taxonomy places the organism in Eukaryota, Metazoa, Chordata, Chondrichthyes, Chimaeriformes, Callorhinchidae.
CGUGCGCGCGCGCCUGCGCGAUGCACGUUACGGCGCUCGAGCUGCGGCAGUUUGUAGUUCAAAGCGGCGGCGGUUGAGGGUUGGUGGCGUGAGGUGAUGUCGCGGAGGAGCGACGUGUUUAAACAGCAUGUUCUUAACCAAUUGUAUGGUUUACCUCACAUUGAAGAGAAGAAUCUUGAAGCCCCUACCAAACAAUCAAGUGCAAACCAAGAGCAGAGGAGCAAAAUCAGUGAUUCAUCAAUAGAUGUUAAACAAACCAUUCCUGUGCAUAGGAAAAUCUAUACAGUGAGCCUGCCCCCAUCUCAAUAUGAAAUGAGCUCAACCAGACAAAAUGAGCAGCCCAAGUCGCAUGACUCAAGUGAUGAAGUACAAGAUGAAAGUGAUUGUCCCCGAAGAUUUCAAAGAAAACGUAGGCAUAAAAGAAAGCUUUGUAGCUCUUUCUCCUUUAGCAAUGAUGCACAAACCGUACUGGAACAGCAACCAAAGUUGUUUGAAACAGACAUCUUGCAAACAACUCAUAUAGAUUCUGCAAAACAUACAACAGAAACUUUAAGUAAAAACAAGAAAAGAAAAUUGAAAAAGAAACGGCACAAAGAAAAGCUAAGGGCUGCUGGACUUUUAUCCAAAGCCACUGCUCUGGAGUUCACAUAUCAACCAGAAGAGGGCAGAAGUGAAGAAGAUGAUGCUGAAGGUGAAAAAAAGGCAUCUGAGAUCAUUGAUUUCUUACAAGCAACACAGGAAAUUUAUUUUACUGAUGGUAAAAAUAGAGCUGAAGAUGUAUGUCCUGCCUUGGAAGACGUUCACAGAAUCCUGCAGAGCCUUGAAUCGGGCACAGUGCCAUCUUCUGAUGUACUGUUUCUGCAUCGUUUAAAGAAUCUGGUUGUUCUACAGGAUAUUAACAGAUUAACCAUUGUCCUGAAGGAGUUCAAGGAAAAUGCAAUGAUGUCUCCUGGAGAGGCCACUGCAGUAUGUUCUCUCUUCCAUUACUGGGUCACCGACAUCCUGUCUAUGAAUAAGAAUAACCGGAAUAAUAAUCCUUGCAUUUGAUUUGCGCCUUAUCAGGUCGUUGAGACAUCUCAAAAUGCUUCACACGAUAUAUACUGUAAAGUGAAUUGACUAUUUGUGGGUGAAGUCUAAGAAAUGAACAAAUAUAAUAUUACAAGAAUGAUUUUCUAAAUAGUUUAUCUUUUAAAAAAAAAUCAAAAAAUAACUGAAUUGACUGCCAUGUAUAAAUAUUUUAUGGAAAGAACAUGCAUUGCACAGAAUCUUGUUACAAAUCACAAUGAUUGUUAUUUUUGAAAUACUGUAUUGAAUCUUAUGAAUAAACAAGAUU